Messenger RNA from Vidua macroura (Pin-tailed whydah), 1449 nucleotides. RefSeq names its product NOP2/Sun RNA methyltransferase 3 (gene NSUN3). Bases 1 to 1086 code for a protein of 361 amino acids. Gene Ontology annotation, molecular function: methyltransferase activity. Gene Ontology annotation, biological process: rRNA methylation. NCBI's taxonomy places the organism in Eukaryota, Metazoa, Chordata, Aves, Passeriformes, Viduidae. The record is from RefSeq and is a predicted model, not a curated record. Gene Ontology annotation, cellular component: mitochondrial large ribosomal subunit. The transcript is spliced from 7 exons.
AUGCGGGGCCCGGCGCUGCCGCUCGUCCGCCGCGCCGGGGUCGCGCUGGGGCCGGGCCGGGCGGCCGGGCGGGACCCGGGGCAGCUGGAAAAGAAGGCAAAAGGAAAGCUCCAGAAGCAGAUCUGCCAGGUGGUUCUGGAUCACUUCGACAAGCAGUACUCGGCAGAACUGGGAGAUGCAUGGAGCAGUGUCAGAGACGUGCUGACCUCGCCGUGGUGCUGGCAGCACGCCGUGCUGCUGAACAGGUUCAGCCAGAGCCCUGGCCUGGAGAGCAGCCUUGCUGAGCAGGGAUUCCAUCCUGUCUUCCCAGCAGCCCUGCCCUACCUUCCUCCAGCCUUCAGGUGUUACAGCAGGACAGCUCCUGGCAGAUUCCCUGCACAGAAACACCAGCCUGGCAGGCUGAAGGGGUAUUACCUGCUCAAUGCUGCCUCGCUGCUGCCCGUGCUGGCCUUGGAGGUGAAGGAUGGGGAAGAUGUUCUGGAUCUCUGUGCUGCACCAGGGGGCAAAUCUGUAGCUGUCCUGCAGUGUGCCUGUCCAGGUCAUUUUCACUGUAAUGAAUAUGAUGGUUUGAGGUCAAGAUGGUUGGAGCAGACAAUAGAAUCCUUUAUCCCAGAUCCUUUAAUUAACUUGAUAACAGUCUCUAAACUAGAUGGUAGACAGAUUGGAGAUCUUCAUCCUGAAUUUUAUGACAAGGUCCUGGUUGAUGCUCCUUGUUCAAAUGACAGAAGCUGGCUCUUCUCUGCUGACCCUCAGCAAGCUGUGCUCAGGCUCAUGCAAAGGAAGGAGUUGUCCUCCCUGCAAUUCCAGCUUCUAAGGUCUGCUGUUCAAGCCCUGCGUCCUGGUGGCUCCUUGGUCUAUUCCACGUGCACCCUCUCCAGGGCAGAAAACAGUGAUGUGAUCAAUCUCAUGCUGAACUCCUGCAGGAAUGUGAUGCCUGUGGAUCUAAGUGGGAUGGCCAGAGGUGUUUCCCAGGAAUUCACUUUUCUCAGUGGAAUGCAGCAGCAUGAGCUGCUGGUUCUCCCAGAGAAAGGGAGAGCGUGGGGUCCCAUGUACGUGGCUAAAUUAGAGAAAGUGUCCUCCACCUGACGCCUGUUGGUUGUUUAUGAGCAGUAUAUGAUAAAUUAAUACUGAUUUAAAUACAGUAUAUGUAUAUGAACAUAUCCAAGGCAACUGAAUUUAGAGUGUUGCAGUUUCCUGCAACAGCAGGAAGCAAGAGAUUUAACUUAUUUUAAUUUAAAAUGCUGAAUGUGCCUUCCAGUGCGGGCUUGUGAGCCUCUGAGAAGUCCUUAGGAAGUUUGUAUUGUUUUCAGGGUGGUGCUUUUAAAGGGAUUUGGAUUCUAGAAUACAGGCUUAAUGUGGUAGAGUUUUGCACUGUUUUUUGUUUUUUUUAUUUACUAACUUGCUUCUCAUGCAGCAUGUUUUUAAAUAAAUGGUUUUCAGUGGUCUGAA